AUGUCAUCAAACGGCAAAAACUCGCACCGCCGCUACGCGGAAAGCGGCGUGCAGCAGCCGUCCACGUCUGCCAAGCCCACCAAGACGCCAUCCAACACGGUUCUGGCGUUCGCACAGUGGGAGGAGGAGAACCACGUCGACGACGCCGCGCUUGUCGCCGCGAUGGAUGACGAGAACGCCGACCCGCUGCUGCACCCGGCCCACACCCGCGCGCUCUCCCACAUCGAGCAGCGCGAGGAGAACCGCUUACGUGGUGAUCCGUGGCGCUUCGCGGUGACGCCGAUCUUCUGCCUGCUCUCCAUCUCCAACGCCAUGCAGUGGAUCGCCUUUGCACCCAUUGUAGAUGAGGUGCGGACGUACUUCAACAUGAACGCGACGCAAGUUAACUUCCUCGCCACCACCUACGUCAUGGCCUAUGUUGUCAUUGUCUUCCUCAGCUGCAAGCUGUAUGAGGUGACCGGCAUUAAAAUGGGCGUCCUCAUCGCUGCUGCGGCGAAUGUGCUCGGUGCACUACUGAAGAUCAUCGCCCUCUACGUGUGGCCCAAUGCGGUCCUGCUGUAUCUCGCGCAGGUCUCCAACAGCUUUACGGAGGUGCUCACGAUCGCGACGCCGCCGCUCAUCUCAAACCGCUGGUUUCCGGAGAAUGAGCGCCUGGUGGCGAACACCGUCAUGUCCUCGGCGCUCAACUUUGGCUGCGGCAUCGGAGUCCUCAUCCCGACCUUCUUUGUGGGUCCGACGAAGCAGUCGAAGAACCACUUUGGCAACUUCUUCUGGUUCCACUUCACCUACGCGGCGCUGGUGCUCGUGCUCGUCAUCUUCUUGUUCCCCAAGAAGCCGCGCUACGCCGCCAGCCACGUGGCGGCGCGGCAGCAGAACUGCGAGGAGCGCCGCCUGCGUGCGCUGAAUCACGUGUUGCACGACCCGCAUAGCGACGAGGAUGAAGAGCUCGAUCAUCAGACGCGUCCGCACCCCAAGGAGAAGCGCACCAGCAGCGAAAACGAGCCCCUUGCGGUCGGCGUCGCAGAUUUCUGCGAGGAGGACAGCUGCGAUCCGGCUGGCGUCAAGAAGUCCUCCGGGGCGGCGGCGACGACGGGAAAUCAGUGUUCCAGCAGCCGCGGCGCCGCCGUGGCGCACGUCACGGAUGAGAUGCAGGACGCAGAGUCGGAGAACGAGGAGGAGGUGCCGGAGGUGCAGCCGGUGAACGUGUUCUCCGUGCUGAUGGACUGCUUCCGUGAGUGCCGCAGCAACUGGUCCUUCAUUCUCCUUGCUAUCAGCUCUGCCGCGGAGCUGGGUCUCAUCUGGGGUGUGGCGACGGUGCUGCCGCAGAUGCUGGCCCCGUAUGGCAUCAGCGAGGCCAUCUCCGGCUGGAUCGGCUUCCUCAACCUCGUUCUGGGCACCGUUGUCUGCCCCUUCUUUAUGCCACUCGUGGACCGCUACGGCCGCCGCUACAAGCUGCUCUUGUGCGCCCUGUCGGUGGUGGUAGUGGUGGUGAUGGUGCUGCUCACGCUGCUGUUGCACUUUGGCCCCGCCGUGCACGAGGAUGGCAAGUACUACGUCGUAGUCGUCUUUGUGCUCUGGGGCGGCAUCGCAGGGAUGUGUCAGAACUUCAUGAUGCCGCUCAUGUUCGAGUACGUUGUGGAGCUAACCUUCCCAAUGGCAGAGAGCACGUCGGCACCGGUGCUGACGUGGAGCGCGUGCCUGACGAACUUCCUGCUCACUCUCAUCUUUGGUGAGGUGCUGACCGACACGCCAACGGAGAACAAGGCGUUGCGCACCUUCAUCGGCGCCUCCGUUGUCUCCGUAAUAGGGUGCGUGACUCUCCUUCUGACGAAGCCGCUCACAAAGCGCACAGACUACGAGAAGCACCAGGUAGAAGCCCUCGAGCAGCGCAAGAGACGCCUGCAGUCGGCGGCGGCAGCAGUGGCAGGCAUAGACGAGGCUGGCCUCACGUGCAAUCCCGGCGGCGCUGCGGUGGACAUGUCCGCGUCGCAGUCUCAGCUACAGACCCGCAACUCCGCCCACAGCCACCAGGACCGUGAUGCCACGAAGCGCAAGAUGGACUGA
Molecule: messenger RNA, 2064 nt
Organism: Leishmania braziliensis MHOM/BR/75/M2904
Lineage: Eukaryota; Euglenozoa; Kinetoplastea; Trypanosomatida; Trypanosomatidae
Product: putative MFS transporter
Exons: 1
Coding region: 1-2064 (687 amino acids)
Biological process (GO): transmembrane transport
Cellular component (GO): membrane
Molecular function (GO): transmembrane transporter activity
Source: RefSeq, a predicted model, not a curated record